UCGCCGUUUCACCAGGCGCUGUUUCCUGCUCGUCUCUCCUCCCCCACCCCACGACCCUGCUUUGUGUUCAGGCGCUUCCCCCCCGCAAAGAACAAAACCGUCUCCUCGAUUCGAUUGAGUUCGCGUGAGCGCGCGCUUUAGAGCUUCCGUGUCUGCUGGGAUCCGGGCCGACUGAAGUCGGACACGCGUGCUGAUUUGGCUCCUGGAGGGAAUCAUGAGUCUACUGUUUACCAAAUAUGGUAGGAAUUUUGUUUCUGCUGUUUCCUCGAGCCUUACAUGGUUGGUAUGAACCCAGACUCGAAGAUACGUGUGGAAGGAGUGGCAACCACAGAGAUAGUAGUGCUACUGGUCUGGGGAUAAGAGAUGAUAACAGGUCUGAGCUUGAGAAGCCCUUUACAGAUCCUGGGAUGUGGCAAUGCUCCAUUUGCACUCAUGAAAAUGAUACGAGUAAUUUAUCCUGUGAGCUAUGCGGUGUACUUCGUGAUCUGUCGCUGUAUUUCAAUAAUAUCAGUGAAGCUGAAGCUGGAGCUAAACGCAGAAACAAGUAUUCUGGAGUAUCCGUACUGGCAAGAUCUCUUUUUGCGUCAUCUAGUACGAAAUCAAAGGCUAUUAUUUUCUCUGAUGGCUCCCAAGACAAUAGAAAUGCAACAGGGAAUAAGCAAGCUACCAUGGAUGCUCUGCAUAAGACAUACAUGCCCAGCAAAAAGCGCCACAUUAACAUAGGUACAGCUAUGCUCAGCAGUUCUUUGUUUCCUUUCAAAUUUGAUACGCCCUCUCCUGAUGAUAUGGUCACUACAGGCUUAAAAUCAUCAAGAAAUUUUAGAAAAGUGGUUCAAAUUAAAGAUUCAGUUGAUGCCACCGGAAAGAAGAUGAUGGAUAGUGGUAUUCUUCAAACUGAAAAGGAUACAAGUAUGGAUCCAUGUACAUCAGCUGAGGUGGAUAAACUUGGCGGAACUAGUAGCAGUGUUCCUUCCAGUAAUCAACAAGUAACUCCUAUUUUGGACCAUGAGCUACAGCAUUUGAGUUUGGAGAGCAAGCCAAAGAGCAGUAAACCCAAGAUUAAGAAACCAGCUUCUAUUUCAGAGUACAAGCCAGAACCAUGGAUGCUCCAGAGUGAAGACCAGGAAAUGCGUAGACAGCUAAAUCUUGCCAUUGUCGGGCAUGUUGAUUCUGGGAAAUCAACUUUAUGUGGUCGAUUACUACAUGCUCUGGGAUUGAUUUCAAAAAAGCAAAUGCAUAAAUAUGAGAAAGAAGCUAAAGAAAAGGGGAAAGGAUCAUUUGCAUAUGCUUGGGCCAUGGAUGACAGCACUGAUGAGAGGGAGCGUGGAAUUACAAUGACUGUGGCUGUAAAAUAUUUUGACACUGAAAAAUACCAUGUAGUUUUGCUCGACUCCCCUGGUCAUAAAGAUUUUGUUCCUAACAUGAUAUCUGGGGCUACACAAGCGGAUGCAGCCAUCCUAGUUGUUGAUGCAUCUGUAGGCUCAUUUGAAGCAGGUAUGGGUGUUAGUGGGAUUGGUCAGACAAAGGAGCACUCACAACUUAUUAGGAGCUUUGGUGUUGAAAACUUGAUAGUUGCUGUUAAUAAGAUGGAUAUGGUAGAACAUUCGAAGGACCGGUUUAAUUUUGUUAAAUUGCAACUUGGUAUCUUCCUUCGAUCAUGUGGGUUCAAAGACUCUUCAAUCACCUGGGUUCCUUUGAGUGCAAUGGCAAAUGAAAACUUAGUGACUGCUGCUUCGGAUUCUCGUCUUUUGUCAUGGUACAAUGGAAAUUGUCUGCUGGAAUCCAUCGACUCAUUGCCCCCUCCUCAUCGUGAUGUUUCAAGGCCACUACGCCUUCCAAUCUGUGAUGUUAUUGCUUCUAUCACACUGGGGCAGGUGGCAGUUUGUGGUAAAGUGGAGGCUGGAGGAAUCCGAACUGGUUCUAAGGUUCUUGUCAUGCCAUCCGGAGAUUUAGCUACAGUUAAAACCAUCGAGCGGGAUUCCUCUAGUUGCAACUUGGCAAGAGCUGGGGACAACAUUGCUGUUGGUUUGCAAGGGGUUGACCCUGGUCACCUUGUGUCGGGUGGAGUUAUAUGCCAUCCAGAUUUCCCCGUACACGUUGCUUCUCGCUUGGAGCUGAAAAUUUUGGUUCUAGAAAUCACUACACCAAUACUGGUUGGCCUCCAGUUUGAACUGCACAUACAUCAUGCGAGGGUGUCUGCAAGCUUGGUUAAAAUACUGUCGUUGCUGGACCAGAAGACCGGCAAGGCCUCAAAGAAAAUGCCACGCCUGCUCACCGCGAGGCAGGCUGCUGUAGUUGAUGUAAAGCUGGACAAGGAGGUCUGCGUGGAAGAGUUCUCAGCUCUGAAGGCCCUUGGUCGAGCGUUCCUGCGGUCUGGUGGCAACACCGUUGCAGUGGGCAUUGUGACCCGAAUCCUGGACGAGGCUAAGGUUUAGAGACCCCUCGACAGUGAAAACCAGACAUCUCAUGUACACGGUGUGUGUAUUGUGUUACUCGUUGUAGUCAAUAGAUCUGUAUUCUGUAGCUUGGCGGAGUUAGGAUGCGUACUGACCGAAACCGAUGGCACUAACUUGAGAAUUCAGAAGGUUCAAUGACUCGAGAGCCUUCCUUCA
This is a messenger RNA of Panicum hallii, 2612 nucleotides long. RefSeq names its product HBS1-like protein. NCBI's taxonomy places the organism in Eukaryota, Viridiplantae, Streptophyta, Magnoliopsida, Poales, Poaceae. The transcript is spliced from 12 exons. The record is from RefSeq and is a predicted model, not a curated record. Gene Ontology annotation, molecular function: GTPase activity; GTP binding. The coding region runs from base 237 to 2435 and encodes 732 amino acids. Gene Ontology annotation, biological process: translation.